Messenger RNA from Limanda limanda (common dab), 1442 nucleotides. RefSeq lists its product as uncharacterized. The record is from RefSeq and is a predicted model, not a curated record. The coding region runs from base 333 to 1148 and encodes 271 amino acids. The transcript has 6 exons. Lineage: Eukaryota; Metazoa; Chordata; Actinopteri; Pleuronectiformes; Pleuronectidae.
AGGAGGGAAGAGAGAGAAAGGCCAAAGGAGGUGAAGUGCAGGAAGAAGGAAAACGCUUUUAGCCCCUUUUCCUCCCGGUUGAUUGUGUUUACAGAUCUGGAGCAGCUGCCUUCACCUCGGUUGCUCCUCCCAAUGCAAUGGCAAAUGCUUUGGAGCUAUAGUUUUAUUUCGGGGGCCAUAAAAGAAAUCUAGUCACUGAGUGAACUGCACCUUAACCUCAGAGAGACAGACAGAGAGAGAGAGAGAAAAGGAGAGAGAGAGAGAGAGGGAACACAGACCUGAGCAGCUCUGUUAUUGUUGGUCUCGCCUUUUGGAAGAAAGAAGCAGGUGCUAUGGAUCUGCGGCGUUUCCCGUGCUGGAGAGUUGUCCUGCUGCUUCUCCUGAUGCCAUGCGGGCGCCGGUGUGUGUCGGUGCACAUCCUCAACGAGGAGCCGCUGCACGUCAUCCCCGGCUCCGGCCUGGUUCUCAAAGCCAGCAUCCAGCCGGGGCCCCUGGAAAAGGUCUCCUUGGUAACCUGGGAACGGGAGGCCGAAACCGGAGCUGCUCCCACCACAGAGACGCUGGCCACAUGCCCUGGCGUCAGCUCCAAGUGCUCUGACACCAGGCCAAAUGUCCGUGUGGACGUGGAGCAGCAGGGGACGACACUCCAGAUUAAUGGAUACAGCAGAGCGGACAGCGGCGUGUACGCGGUGACGGUGACGGAUCACAGGGGGGCCAAGACCACCGCUCACUGCAUCGUCAGGGAAUAUGAGCCUGUGCACCACGUCUCCGUCAGCGUCAACGUGACUCACUCCUCGCUGGUGUGCGGCGAGGCCUGGGGGACGGACCCGCACUUCAGCUGGCUCCACGAGAGAGUCGCCAUCAGCACGACAGUCGGAAAAGUCUCGGGAGACGGGUCGAUGUUGUCGGUGACCAUGACCCCCAUCUGUGGCCACUUCACCUGUAUGGUUAGCAACAAGAUGGGCUACAGUUCGGCCACCUACACUGCAGCACCGUGCGAGACGGAAGGCAGAGGGAUGACGGCGGCUGUCGUGUGUCUCUCUCUCCUGCUGCUGAUCGGAGCAGCGCUGGCACUUCUGCUGUGGCGGAGACGGCGGCACAACGGCAGAGGAGACGGCCUGCACGAGCGUUUGGAAGAAACCAUUUGAGAGAGGAAAAAAGACCCACAGCCUAAUUUCCUGUCCUGGGAGCGGUAUGACCUCACACUGCGGUGGAACAAUGUGAAGAGUGAGCUGCUCGCUGGGAGAUAAAGAUACUAAAUAAAUAUCUCAAACUUGACAUUCAGCUCAACGUGCCAGCAGCGUCGCUCCACUUCCUCCUGCUGGGCUGUAUCUGACACUGUAUUCUAAUAGUGAAAGCACUGAUCAUUUUUGUAUCGUCUAUCCUUUGUAUUUAAAAUGUACUGUACUGCCUUCAUAAUAAAACCUCUUUUCAAUAUGUGA